This is a messenger RNA of Rosa chinensis, 1626 nucleotides long. Its product is annotated as calcium-dependent protein kinase 2. The record is from RefSeq and is a predicted model, not a curated record. The coding region runs from base 1 to 1626 and encodes 541 amino acids. The transcript is spliced from 8 exons. Gene Ontology annotation, biological process: peptidyl-serine phosphorylation; protein autophosphorylation; intracellular signal transduction. Lineage: Eukaryota; Viridiplantae; Streptophyta; Magnoliopsida; Rosales; Rosaceae. Gene Ontology annotation, cellular component: nucleus; cytoplasm. Gene Ontology annotation, molecular function: calcium ion binding; calcium/calmodulin-dependent protein kinase activity; ATP binding.
AUGGGCAAGUGUCUGAGCAAAAGCAGAGACCCAGAGCCACAACAUAAUGGGUACAGAUCAGGAGGAGGAGCUGGACAACAUUACCAAAAACCCCGUGAGCCAGUUUCUCACCAAUCCAAGGCCUCUGUUCAGCAACAUCAUCAAUUACCAGAGAAGCGUGUCAUGGCAGCCCAUCAAGAACCCCAACCAGCUUGGAAGCCGUCUGUUCCAGCCAGAAACCCCAAACCAGUUCUCAGGCCAGACACAAUUCUGGGGAAGCCAUAUGAGGAUGUUAAGUUGCACUACACCUUGGGAAAAGAGUUGGGUAGAGGGCAAUUUGGGGUCACAUAUCUUUGUACUGACAUUUCAACUGGGAGGAAAUAUGCUUGCAAGUCAAUCUCAAAGAGGAAGCUGGUGACCAAAAAUGACAAGGAGGAUAUAAAGAGGGAGAUUCAGAUUAUGCAGCAUUUGAGUGGGCAGCCAAACAUUGUGGAGUUCAAGGGAUCUUAUGAGGAUAAGCAGUCUGUGCAUGUUUGUAUGGAGCUUUGUGCAGGUGGUGAGCUUUUUGAUAGGAUUAUUGCAAAGGGUCAUUACAGUGAGAGAGCAGCUUCUGCAAUAUGCAGGUCAAUUGUGAGUGUUGUGCAUAUCUGUCAUUUCAUGGGUGUGAUGCAUAGAGACCUCAAGCCUGAGAAUUUCUUGCUGUCUAGCAAGGAUGAGAAUGCCCUUCUCAAGGCUACCGAUUUCGGGUUGUCAGUGUUCAUUGAAGAAGGAAAGGUGUAUCGUGAUAUAGUUGGGAGUGCUUAUUAUGUUGCUCCUGAAGUACUACGGCGCAGAUACGGCAAGGAAAUAGAUAUCUGGAGUGCAGGAGUUAUCCUGUAUAUUUUACUAAGUGGAGUACCUCCAUUUUGGGCUGAAUCGGAGAAGGGAAUAUUUGAUGCCAUAUUGGAAGGAGUGAUCGACUUUGAUAGUGCGCCGUGGCCAACAAUAUCACAGAGUGCUAAGGACCUGGUCCGGAGGAUGCUGACACAAGACCCUAAAAAGCGAAUUACUUCAGCUCAGGUCUUAGAGCACCCGUGGCUCAAAGAAGAAGCAUCAGACAAACCCAUAGACAGCGCAGUGCUUUCUAGAAUGAAGCAGUUUAGAGCAAUGAACAAACUGAAAAAACUUGCAUUGAAGGUUAUUGCCGAAAAUCUUUCUGAAGAAGAAAUCCAUGGGCUUAAGGCAAUGUUUGCAAACAUGGAUACUGACAAGAGUGGAACCAUCACUUAUGAUGAAUUGAAGUCAGGAUUGGCUCGACUUGGCUCUAAGCUGACUGAGGCUGAAGUCAAGCAGCUAAUGGAAGCUGCUGAUGUGGAUGGGAAUGGAGCAAUUGACUACAUUGAAUUCAUUACUGCUACAAUGCACAGACACAAGCUAGAGAGGGACGAACAUCUUUACAAAGCCUUCCAAUAUUUUGACACAGACAACAGCGGGUUUAUUACUAGAGAUGAGCUAGAAAAAGCUAUGAAAGAGUAUGGUAUGGGUGACGAAGCCACAAUUAGGGAUAUAAUAUCUGAAGUAGAUACAGAUAAUGAUGGUAGGAUCAACUAUGAGGAGUUCUGCACGAUGAUGAGAAGUGGAACCCAACAGCAGGGCAAGCUAUUCUAA